This is a messenger RNA of Microplitis mediator, 1121 nucleotides long. Its product is annotated as tyrosine-protein phosphatase non-receptor type 9-like. Bases 6 to 1034 code for a protein of 342 amino acids. NCBI's taxonomy places the organism in Eukaryota, Metazoa, Arthropoda, Insecta, Hymenoptera, Braconidae. Gene Ontology annotation, biological process: protein dephosphorylation. Gene Ontology annotation, molecular function: protein tyrosine phosphatase activity. The record is from RefSeq and is a predicted model, not a curated record. The transcript has a single exon.
CCCAGAUGGAUCAUGUUGAUCACAGUCUGACCACUGAUUCCAAAGUAGUCACUUGCACUCUUUAUAAACUACAUAAGAUUUUAGUGAUAAUGGCUAAUCAUUACUAUGUGAGCUAUAACUCUAAUCAAUUCUUGAAAAGAAAAACUAAACCAAAUUACUCAGUACUUAUCAAAGAGGAGUUUCAUGAUAUUGUACUACAGAAUGUUCACAAGACUAUUGAUAACUUUAUAAAAUCAGAAAAUGAAGCUAAAAACCGCUAUCUCGAUAUUCCGUGUUGGGAUCAUUCGCGGGUUGUGAUAGAAUCGAAGAACGGCGAGCCAGAUUACAUACACGCGAACUGGAUAAAUGGAUUUGAAGAAAAGAAAAAGUUCAUCGCUAUGCAGGGACCUAUGAAAAAUACCGUAGCUGACUUUUGGAAGGUUGUAUGGCAACAACAUAGCCAUGUCAUAGUGAUGUUAACGAAGACUAAAGAAGGUGGUAACGAAAAAUGUCAUCAGUAUUGGUGUCCUCAUGAAAACAGUUUGUUGGUUACGGAACAAUACACCAUUGAAACUUUAAGAAUCACGACUAGACCAAAUUAUAUCAGAACAUUUCUAGAAAUGACUGAUAAAACCACCCAGCGAACACGAAAAGUAACUCACUUCCAGUGCAUUCAUUGGCCAGAACAUAGUACUCCAUCUGAUUUGGCGUGGUUCGUUGACUUCAUAAAAAUGACAAACAGAGUACGAAAAGCGUACAUGAAGAUAUCCUCGGAAGAUUUGAAAGACUCUUCUAGCCCGAUCAUCGUGCACUGUAACUCUGGUAUAGGAAGAACUGGGACCUUUUGUGCUGCAGACAUCUGCUUAAACCAGUUGGUGAAAACUUCAAAGAUUUCCAUACCGGAAACAGUUCGAACAGUCCGUGAGCAAAGACACUCGGGUAUUAUAAGACUGAGGCAUUAUAUGUUCAUUCAUCGAGUGCUAGAGUAUUUCUUAACUGCAGUGCAAAAUAACUUUCAUAAAUCUUAUGAUCAUAAUUGUCCUGUUUGUUAUUAAGGAUGGUUAAACAUAUUUAAGAUUGUUCGAUAGAAUUUUUGUCAUAGGUCAGUAAUGUAUGCACAAAUGCUUUAUGGUUGAUGAAAA